CGCACGCGCAGACCAGACCCUGGCCCUGUUGCCCAGCCGCGGGGCUUCUUGGAGAAGAAAAUGGCAAUACCGAGGCUGCGGCACGCCGUGAGGACGCUAUUUGAGGUGCCAGCGGCGCUGCGGCUCUUGAGCCGAGCUUGCAGCACGUUCCACGCCUUCACGGACGUGCUCAGGCUGCCUAAGAGACAAAUGACGAAGCUCGUGUUCCCACUGCAGGAACUCGAGCGGCAGCUCACACCAGACUCGAGGUUGGACCUUCACGUGAAGAUCUUCGACCCGAGCCUGGAGGACAUCUCCAAGGCGGAGGCCGUCUUCACGGCCACGUCCCGGAACCGCAUCAGCUACCUCAGCUCCGCGGUGCGUCUCGACCACGCCCCAGACCUCCCCAGCCCUGAGGUGUGUUUUAUAGGCAGAAGCAAUGUUGGAAAAUCCUCUCUAAUAAAAGCCCUUUUUUCACUGGCGCCAGAGGUUGAAGUCAGAGUCUCCAAAAAACCGGGGCACACAAAGAAGAUGAAUUUUUUCAAAGUUGGAAAAUAUUUUACAUUGGUGGACAUGCCAGGUUAUGGCUAUAGAGCUCCUGAAGAUUUUGUUGACAUGGUAGAGACCUAUCUAAAAGAACGAAGGAAUUUGAUGAGAACAUUUUUGUUAGUGGAUAGUGUUGUUGGAAUUCAAAAAACCGACAGUAUUGCCAUAGAAAUGUGUGAAGAAUUUGCAUUACCUUAUGUGAUGGUAUUAACAAAAAUUGACAAAUCUUCCAAGGGACAUCUUUUAAAACAAGUGCUUCAGAUCCAGAAAUUUGUUGACAGAGAGACACAAGGAUGUUUUCCUCAGUUGUUUCCUGUAAGUUCUGUGACCUAUUCUGGAAUCCAUCUGUUGAGAUGCUUUAUAGCAAAUAUAACAGGAAAUCUUAAGACUGAUGGCCUGUAGUUUAGCUGAAGAUUCAAAAUUCUCUAUGCCAACUGGAGUUUUGAACAUCAAUAAUUUCAACAUUUUUUUAUAUUAAAUAUAAUUUAUUGUCAAA
Lynx canadensis (Canada lynx) is the source of this 1021-nucleotide messenger RNA. It is a transcript of the gene GTPBP8, whose product is annotated as GTP binding protein 8 (putative). The transcript is spliced from 6 exons. Gene Ontology annotation, cellular component: mitochondrion. Lineage: Eukaryota; Metazoa; Chordata; Mammalia; Carnivora; Felidae. Gene Ontology annotation, molecular function: GTP binding; GTPase activity. Bases 61 to 927 code for a protein of 288 amino acids. The record is from RefSeq and is a predicted model, not a curated record.